AUGUCUGGCAACCACGUCUGUUACGUCGAGGAUGCCGAGGAGGAUUCUGGUAGCUCCGUCGCUGCCGAGGGCAUUCAAGGCACUCGCCGGUAUGCUGUCUCUGAAGCCCCGGGCCCCUCGAGCCCUCCCAAGGAGCGUCCCAACACUGGAAAGUCUCGUGGUGAAUCUAGGCGAUAUUCCAGUCGAAGGCAUGUCUCCCCUCCUAGCGACGACUUCUCUGACGAGGAACCUGCUCCUCCCCCUCGUAGGGAAGAGCGUCCUCGUCGAGAUUAUGAACGUGAACAACAACGUGAACAACGUGAAAAGGACCGUCGCCGCAAGGAGAGAAAACAGAAAGAGGCUGCUGAGCAGCAACAACGAAAGGUUCGAGCUGAAGCCAAACCGUCAAGGGAGCAGAGAGAGCCGAGGGAGCAGAGAGGACCAAGAGAGCAAAGGGAACAGAGAGAGCAGCGUGAUCCGCGUGACCCUCGUGAGCUGCGUGAGGCCAAACCUGUGAGAAAGCCUCGACCAACAUCUCUUACUCAUACCAAAACCGAGCCUGUUGUCCAACAAUACCGUCGAGGUCGUGUUGAGGAUCCUUCAUGCUAUGGUGUCCAGCAGCCUGCAGUAUCAGGUAUGCGCCCCCGCGCCCAAACCCGACCUCACAGUUAUUAUCCGGGCCAGACUGGUCCUCCAAUCUCGAAUGUUAGCUGGCACCAAUCCCAGCAUUCUCAGCCCUCUUUCCCUGUUGGAUCAUUCCCACCGCCGCCGCCCCUUUUCCCUGGAGGACAAUCCCCAUCCGUGAGCGGCCUUGCAUCUUCGCCUGGCCCUGGCGCUGGAACGCCAGGGUUCUUCGACAUGAGUUCGCAGCAGGCAAGCGCUCAUCUCAGGAACCGUUUUGAGCGACCAGCUUCCUCAAUGGGCUUUCGGCAACAGCAGCCAUCACCAUCCAAUGUCGGCUAUCCUCAGGACGAAUACGAAGAAGAGGAAUUACCUGAUCCUCGCCUCUUACGGCGUGCUUCCCGUUCUAAAAGACCCCAGCAGAUCGAAGAGGACCGCAGGCGCAUGCCUCCUCCCGAAAGUAUUCCAAGACCUAAAUCUGCCAUGCCUCCCCCAACUACUCCUUUCCGCGCCCCACCUCAGAUACUGGCUCGACAAAAGACGAGAACUCCUUCACGCCCGCCCCCAACUGGCCGCAGCCGUGUUGGGUUUGCUGAUCAAGGUUAUGAUGAGGACGAGUAUACGGAUAGUCCCGGGCUUUUCGCCGACUCUCCUGAAGCCAACUUUGAUCGUCGCACAGCCCUGGCACGCACUCGCCGUGAUUCUAUCGCAUACGAGCAGCAUGGUGUUGACAUUGUACCUGCUCGCAAUCGACGUGGUUCUGUGGCAUAUGAACAGCAUGGAGCUGAUAUUGUUCCUGCUCGUAAUCGACGUGGCUCUGUUGCAUAUGAGCAGCGUGGGAUUGAUAUUGUGCCUGCACGCACUCGCAGAGAUUCUUACUACGAACAUGAUCGUUCUCUUGGUGGCGGCGGCGUCAGCUUGGAAGACGACGAGGACAAGUACCUGGACGCCAUGCGAUAUCAAGACGACAUGAAUGGCGGCCCCGCUAUGCCUUUAACUGCCGAAACUCUCCGCAAAGCCAGCAACCCUAGGCUAGGUGGCGGAAGCAGUCGUAGCAGUGGCAGCCACGACGAUAGCGAGUACAAACGAAGCAACACUACUGGUCUCACCCGUUCUUCCUCCAGCGAUACCGACAAUGUCACUAUCAAGGUUUCAGGCUCGGCCGUUGUGCGAGUAUCAGGUGCCGAGAUUGAGUGUGGUGACGGAGGCGAGAUUACCUUUUCCAGGCCCAAUGGCGGCUCCCGUGUUGGUAGCGACCGUGCUAGCAGUUAUUACCAACUCGAAGAUGUCCGAAGCCGUGUUGAACAAAAGGCCCUUCCCUAUCGGCCGCAUACUCCCAGUCGUUCUGAUUCGCAUCAUCGCGGCUAUUCUGGAAACCAUGCCCCAUAUGAUCCAUCGUUUGCCAUGGACGACUACAUUUAUUGA
This is a messenger RNA of Fusarium sp. VM40, 2025 nucleotides long. Lineage: Eukaryota; Fungi; Ascomycota; Sordariomycetes; Hypocreales; Nectriaceae. The record is from the annotation of a GenBank genome assembly.